Messenger RNA from Symsagittifera roscoffensis, 3761 nucleotides. RefSeq names its product long-chain-fatty-acid--CoA ligase 4-like. The record is from RefSeq and is a predicted model, not a curated record. NCBI's taxonomy places the organism in Eukaryota, Metazoa, Xenacoelomorpha, Acoela, Convolutidae. Gene Ontology annotation, cellular component: lipid droplet; plasma membrane; endoplasmic reticulum. The transcript has 10 exons. Gene Ontology annotation, molecular function: long-chain fatty acid-CoA ligase activity. Gene Ontology annotation, biological process: long-chain fatty acid metabolic process; neuron differentiation; long-chain fatty-acyl-CoA metabolic process. The coding region runs from base 42 to 2228 and encodes 728 amino acids.
CUAAUUGUUGUGAUAAACUUAUUAAAUAGGCGUUGUUUAUCAUGUCUGGGGUUGGUAGAAAAAUCGAAGGUAUCAUUACCAACAUAUUGGUGUUGGUUGGCGAUGUAGUCGCUUUGAUAACCUACAUACCAAACUACAUCAUUGCUUUCAAAAGCAUUGCGUUGUCUCAGAGAAACAGAGCACUACCAAGUGGGUCCGGUUCUAAAGAGAUCAUUUAUGAUCACGCUGAUGUAGUCGAGGGAAAGCCUUUUCGGUCCAGUGAGUUCUACAAAGAUUCCAAAUCAGUGUACGAGCAAUGGAAAAUUGCAGAAGAGCGGUUUAAGCACCGGGAUUGCGUGGGAUACAGACAGAUCCUGUCGGAGGAAGAUGAGAAGCAGCCGAACGGAAAGGUGUUCCAGAAGUAUGUCAUGGGUGGCUAUAAGUGGCUGUCCUACUCGGAGAUAGAAGAGGCUGCUGACAACUUCGGCAGAGCACUGGCUACUCUGGUGGCGAAGAAUAGCCAGAAGAGGAAUCUGAACAACAAAAAUAUCGUCAUUUUCUCAGAGACUAGAUACGAGUGGGUGGUGGCGUUCUUGGGCUGUGCCAAGUACAACCUCACAGUAGUGACUCUCUACUCCACCCUCAGUGAGGAGGCAGUGCUACAUGGGAUAACGGAGAGUGAAGCUAGUAUACUAGUGGCCAGUGCAGACGGACUCUGUAAGAUCAAGAGGAUAGAGCGGGAGUCCUCGAAUAAUAACGUGUCUACCAUUGUAUGGUUCCCAAACCAGAUCGACAAAGUAACAAAAUCCGAGUUUCCCCAGAACAUUGACGUGUUCAACUACGAGCAGUGCCUGCAACUAGGCAGAGAUAGCCAGGAAUCCCUGCCGGAACCACCAGCCCUGCCCACCCUUUCAGACUUGGCGGUAAUCAUGUACACCAGUGGUAGUACCGGACUGCCUAAGGGGGUGAUGUUGACAAAUGGAAAUCUGCUGGCUGCGAUCGAGAAUCUCCCAGAGUAUAUUGAGGGUAUCGGAGUGAAUGACACCUACAUUGGGUACCUGCCUCUGGCACAUGUACUCGAAUUGACAUGUGAACUCAUUUGUCUGUUUUAUGGCUGCAGGAUAGGAUAUUCUUCACCUCAUACACUUUCCGACAAGGGUACCAAGAUCAGGAAAGGAGACGUUGGAGACGCAGUGGUACUGAAGCCUACCCUCCUCACCGCUGUGCCACUAGUCAUGGACAGAAUAUACAAAGGUGUUCUGGACUUGGUAAAGUCAAUGAGCACUCCCAAAAGAAUGCUGUUCAACUUUGCCAUGCGAUACAAGGCAAGACAGAUCUCCAGACAGUUCCCAACUCCCAUAAUCGACUUCAUCGUAUUCAGAAAGAUCGCCAACUCACUCGGAGGACGAGUUCGUUACCUGCUCUCGGGCGGAGCGCCUCUUUCGGCCUCGACUCACGAGUUCAUGAAGAUAUGCUUCAGUUGUCCAGUGGUUCAAGGUUACGGGUUGACUGAAACUACAGGUGGAAUUUCGUGUGUGGACAGAUAUGAUAUGCAACUAGGUCAAGUUGGCGGACCGACUCGGGGGGCGACGAUCAAAUUGGUGGACUGGGAGGAGGGUAAUUACUGCGUGACUGACAAACCGAACCCGAGAGGAGAAAUCGUAAUCAAGUCAAAGCAGGUGGCAGAAGGCUACUACAAAAACCCAGACAAGACUGAAGAGAGUUUCGUGCGCAAUGACAAAGGAGAGACAUGGUUCUACUCUGGCGACAUUGGGGAGAUAGACUCUCUGGGCAGACUGAAGAUCAUAGACAGGAAGAAGGACCUGGUGAAGUUGGCAACUGGCGAGUAUGUGUCCCUCGGAAAGGUGGAAAUGCUCAUCAAGACCAACAGGUUUGUGGAGUGUGUGAUGGUGUACGCGGAGAGCACUGAGAACUACACGGUGUGUGUGAUAGUGCCCAAUGAGAAGGCCACUCUGGAGUUGGCUGCCCAGCUGGACAUUGAGGACAAUUCGAUGGAGGGACUGUGUCAGAACCAACAAAUACAAAAGGCCAUAUUCGAUGACAUCAAGACACAUGGUCAUCAGAAGAAGUUGGACCGAAUGGAGAUGCCUCAGAAGAUGGUGCUGACCCCGGUGGUAUGGACUCCAGAUACAGGCCUAGUGACAGACAGCUUCAAACUGAAGAGGAAAGAACUUUCUAGAACAUUCGCGAAGGAACUAGCCGGCAUGUACAGUCCCCGGGAUUACUGAGAUUAAUAACUGAGAAUACAUUAACAGAAAGAAGGACAAAUUCAGAGCCCCGAAAGCGUAAUUAUUUCAAACGAAAAUUAAUCGGAGACUACGUUGUGGCUUACAGAAUGAUUCAGAAAGUUACUUUGGUUGAAAAGUGCAGAGCCCGAGGAACCAGAAGUUGAGAAUCUUAUUGAAAGAAUUACCAUCGGCUGCCGAAAAUUGAAUACGAUGCUAAAAGAGUUAUUUUAAAUUUAUGACCAAUAAAUUAAAUGAACCAUGCCUUAAGUUAUUGGCUACUUAAUUCAAAAAUAACUUGCAAUCUUCAAUAUGCAAUUUAACGGCACAAAAUCAACCAAUCGACGUUCACUCAGGAUGCGUACUAAUUUUUCCUCCUUUUUCUCGCCAAAACUUUCUGAAAAUUAAUAAAGCGAAAUCAGUUUUUUCAAAAACUUUCUUGGAGCAAGAAAUUAGAAAGUUUUGCUGCGAUGUAUAUUCAUGUGAUUUGGUAGUUUUUGAUUGUAAUUUAAUUUGAAUCUCGCUGUACCUUGUUUCAUUAGUUUGUUUUGGUGAAUUUUUAUAGCGAGCAGUUUGUAGAUUAAGUUAAACUUGCCCUAACGUUGUGGUUUUGGAAACGUGCCGGAUAUUUUUGUACGUGAUCCAUUGCUAGUCAUCAAAUAGCUUGGUGUAUUUUCCUUGUCUCGAGUAUCUAAAUGCUGUCUCUAGUAUCUAAAUGCUUUUUCAUGAGAUUAUUGGCAAGAAAAAUGGUUCUAUGGGUUCAACAAAUGGGUUCCUUAAAUUUAAAAUAAUGGGAGUUAGCUUGAGAAAAGCAGAAGUGACGAUUUUCAACGUAACUUUUGUAAAUGGACGAUACAGACUUAUUUGACACAUCAUAGCGUACUAGAGCACUUAAGCAAACUGGGAAUAUCUGGAAAGGAACCAAAUUGCGAUGAAAUUGUUUUGAAGUAAUGGGUGGUAAACAAAAAAUAAGACAUAUAAGUAAUUGAAAAGACAUAAAUUGGUAAUGAAGAAGUAAUUUAUACGGUAUAUUUUGUCAAGUGCUGUGCACGAUUUUAUUUUAAAUUAUUCGUUUGCCAAAUAGAUGCAAUAUUUAUUUUGUUACUUGCUGGCGGCCUUACUCAUGCCCAACUCACUCUUCAUCGUCUUGUAAAUUGAUCUGAGAAGGUGACGCAAACGACCUAUGGAGUUGGCCUUGAUCUGGAGCAAGUCAAUUUUAAAACUAGUGCUUCACUCGUCUAUAUAUUCUGAUCUGAUGUAGGUAAUAGAGUCUGAGUCUGAGAGCUUUGGAGAGAUAGCGAAGCCUCCCAAUAACGUAGCUUCUAGUUCUUUUCUCGCACUAUACCCCUUCAAAGGCGAAGAGAUAAUCUGCACGGCUUCAGGUGAAGGAUUUGCUGAUUGUGCAACUGUGCAAUGUCCGUAAUGCUGUACUUAUCUUAAUCUAAAUUUCACAUACUUGUACGUAUUUGUUUCUUAUCUAAAUCCUUUUGAUAAUAAAUAAGUUUACAGGAUCAAGCCAAUUCAAACUUUAUAGUA